UUCAUCUUUGUUGUGAUUUUGUCGACAUCGGGAAAGUUCUAUUUAAUUCAUGACAAAUGAGUAAUUUUGUUAUCGUCUGACUAACCAUCCAUCUUGGUGAGCGCAUAUUAUGCAGAAACUUUAACAAUUUUUAUAUUUCUCGUAAAAUAAAACUCAAUUAGUUGUUUGAAAAGCUCAUCAAAUUCAAAGUUUCUCUUUAUUUCGAACAAUAUUUUCAUUUCGAAUAUUUUAAAAAAAGAAAACACUACUGUAUUAGUGUUUAAGGGCUUAAAUGGCUGGAUAUCCUCAAGCACCUAAUGGGCAAUUUCUGCCUUCUCCUACAUCUCCCUAUUGCCCCAGAACUCCUCCACCUCAAAGAACAAAUAUACCUCCAGCAGCUAGUUAUGUUCCUCCAUCAACAUCUCCUUAUCCUGUUGGGGGUCUUCAGGGUACUCUGUCCACAGUCACAAAAGAAGUUGGAGGCGUUUUGAAAGGAUUAACUAAAGUUGGUGCUAAAGCAUUAAAUAAAGUCCUAGAUCAUCCAACAUUAGCAAAUAUUAAAAGUGGCAAUGUUGUGUCAUUUAUUUCACGAAUAUCUGGUCAGUCCUUACAGAUUCUUCAAGCUCCAGAUGGACGUCUUGUUCUUGACUGUCUUGGAGGAGAUGGGCAUCAGUUCGUCAAUGCACAUUUUACCAUAGUUCAAGAUCGAGAAGGAUACAUUUUACUUCACAAUAAUUUCAAUUAUUUAGCCAUAAAAGAGGGCACUGUUCAAUUAUACUCAGCUGGUCCCAAUGGUCUUCCUACACCCGAGUGCCGUUUUAAAGUCAGAGAAGUUCUUAUGCAGAACCAAUUUGUUACUGUUGAAAGUGUGUCGGAACGAGGAAGAUAUAUUGCAGUUUUACCUAAUGGUCAAAUGAAAUCUGCUAUUGCUACCACUGGAGCUGAUCAAGAUACUCAUUUUGCAGUUCGACUCAUAUAUAGCCCACAAAGUGCAUUUACUACUAAGUGAAUGGAUCGAUGCUCUAAUUACUACAUCGAACGGAAAUAUCUUCCUGAUUUUUGCAGCUUUGUAGAACUGUGGAAUUGUUCAUUUUACUACUAUGUAACCAUGAGUUAAAUAUGUUUUACUGUUUUAGUAUGAUUCCAUAAAAAAACAGCUCAAUCAUGGCAUUACAACAAAAUAGCAUUCUUAUUUUUAAAUAAUGUAUAAAAUGAAUGCAUAAAAAUACAGCUAUGUGGCCUUUUUUUUCUUUUUUUUUCUUUGGUUCCCAUUAUAUGCAUUAAAGAAAAGACCCACAUUGUCUCUGGGAACAUGCAUUCGAAAGUUACAUACAUAACUAAAAAGCAAAACAUACAUAACUAAAAGUUUUGAGUUUCAGUUUUUUCACGCAUUCAAGACAAAAUGCCUGUUUAUGAUAUUGUUAUAAUAAGCUUUCCAUUUUUCUGACAGUUAAAAGAGUUAUUGUUUGUAUUUUGUUUUGAAAGUUUAUAUCAAGCUUUAUUCUUUAUUAAAGCUGCUAUUUUUCUACGGAAAGGUGCUGUUAUACAUGCCCCCUACUGACCAACCACGAAUUGCAUGAAAUUUUCAAACGUCCAGAUAAGACAAAUCUAUGUGAAUAAGGGGGGAAAGUAAAAAUUUGAUACGCGUAUUUCGCUCAUUUAAAAGAGACUAUGCUUCUGCAAAAGCUGACAUCGGUAAAAAAUAAUAGAUUCGUCCAUUUUUGGCUGUAAAACGGAUGUUUGUCUUUCCAUACAAUCCUUGGUCAGACAGUAUGGGCACUGUUUCUCUCAGGCAAUAACAAAGAACAACAUUUUUUUGUUGUUGUUUUUAUUUGCCGGAUGUUCUGAAGCUGAAAAGUGCUAGUAUACUAUGAGAACAAAUAAUGCAGUCUGAAUUAGAGAUAUGAAGGGCUCGGAAAUGUGACAAGCCACAAGGAGCGGCUUUUUGAUCAAAAGUUUUGUUAAAAAUUGAAACUUAAAAGAAAGACUAAAGAAUUGACUAAAAUAUAAAUAAACAUGACAGUGGAUUAUAUCAUUUGGAGAAAAACACAGCUGGUUUUAGUAUUGCAGAAUAUAGAAUGUAUAAUAACUUUGAAAAUUUCUACAAAGGUUUUUAUAAGUUGGAAAUGGGCCUACUGAAAAAUUCACAUCAUGUGGCAGAUCACAUUCUUGUCCUGAGC
Uloborus diversus is the source of this 2159-nucleotide messenger RNA. RefSeq lists its product as uncharacterized. The record is from RefSeq and is a predicted model, not a curated record. The transcript has 8 exons. The coding region runs from base 272 to 988 and encodes 238 amino acids. NCBI's taxonomy places the organism in Eukaryota, Metazoa, Arthropoda, Arachnida, Araneae, Uloboridae.